UCACUCCACGCAGUCCUACCGGCGCGGCCUAACGUGUGCUGAGUUACUUUCACGUUUGCAAACAAAAAACCGCGGGAAACCUCGAGAAAUCUUGCAUAUUUCGCAGAAACGCGACAAAGAUAGUUUAUAAACAGUUAUGAUGUGUUCAAAAAAAGGUUAAGAAAAUUUUGAAUUUGAAACGUUUGGAAAAAUUACGAAUAGAGUGCGCGUGAGUUUUUCUCAGGCGUCUCGCUUCCUGCUACCCUUCUUUCCUCUUCUGACUUAACUUUUGAGUUCCUUUACCUUUUGCUGAAUCCCAACGUUUACAAUAUUUGCAUCAGUGCAGUGAAAACCAGUGUCAAUAACCGAGUGUAUAUUAAAGCGGUUGUACAGUUGAGGAGUGUCGCUGGUAUACUAUGGGUAUAAUUUGGAGGUUCACAAUGCCAUUGUUGAGCACGCUGGCGGCCUUGGUGAUCAUCGUGCACUCCGCGGAGGAGGAGAUGAACCGAGGGUACAGGAGGGACCUGCGCCCUAGAGCCGUAGACACGGCCAGUUAUGAACAGCCUUGGAAGGCGAUUGACCACCCGCCACCCCAACCACCAGAACCAGUGCACCAGCCAACCCGCGCUGAAGGAUGGAUCGAGUCUCUCGAGUUCUUAAGGUCGGUAGAAGAGGUGCCGCCACGGCGAAGACCUGUUCGGAAACGAAAACGCCGGCCACUGCCUUAUCAAGACAUGGAACCACUCGAAAGACAUCAAGAAAGCAUACAAGCCGCGCAUACAGAGUUCCACGACCAAACAAUUGAUGCCCCGAGGAGAAGACGCAAAAGACCAGAACUCAUCAACUACCACUUAACAGAACAACCAGCACUAGCCGACGAUAGACCGCUACGAAGACGGGGCUUAAGAAAGAGACGACCUGAUUACGAUGAACAGAUAGCUGACCCCGGCCAAACUGAUUUUGAGCUAGUCGAAACCAAACUCGAACAUCCUCAAACAUUUCCUAAUAAAUAUAAGCAAUUCGAUUACGACUAUUUAGACACCGAACAUAAUACGGAGAUCCCAGAAGCAAACAUAAGAUUAGAACACGAUGUGACUGAUCGACCUUACAAUGUAAGAAAUGAAUAUGACAAUAAACAUGAAACAUCUUAUAAUAGACCAAACGGUUUUGAAGACAAAAACAAACAUACUAUUGGAGCAUCAGAAUCUGAAUCCAUAUCAUCAGUCGAAGAUAAUUCUGAUAUACAUACAAAAAUAACAGAAGAAGCUGCAAUGGAAAAACCAAGAGCACAGAGUACAGAAAAUGCUACAUCCAAUCCAGAUGAUAAUCCAAACAUUAUGGUUACGAUGAACAGACCAAAGGAAAGUGGAGUGAUUGACCCGAUUAUGCUGAAACAGCUUUUGAAGAGAUCAAAUGGAUCUAGUUUGAGCGAAAUGUUGCAACGACACAAUUUGUCAUUGACAGAUUUGUUGCAAGGCAGAAAUGAAGCAAUUUCAGUACUAAAUGCUGGCGCUAUGUACGAGCCUCAACAGUCUACUGAUAUUUCAUUGGAAAGUAACUCGAAACUCUAUGAAGAAGAAACCAAAUAUCCUACAAGAAGACGAACAACGUCAAAAGAAAACAUUGCACCGAAGGCGAAGGAAUCAACUUCAGAUGAAGAUACAAAGGGACAUAAAAUUGAUGGAAAUACUGAAAAUGAUGAACAAGUUGCUAAUAAGGACGCAACCGAAACAGAAAACCAAGAAUCAAAGCCAAGAAUAAGUACCAAACGACGUUUUCCUACCGGUAUUCGCAGAAAGCUAAGAAUGAGGCCAACGUUAAAUAGUACUCUUAAAGCUCAGUUAAGCAGAGAUUUAAUAGCCUUAAGUGCAAGAAAGUAUUCUAUUAAUAACAAGAACGUUACUAAAUCUAGAGAAUGGAAAGAUAUAGUUCCAAUGAUGCCUGACCGGAGUAAAACUGAUAAUAAUGAAAAUAGUAAAGACGAAGUCACGGAAACCGUACCAACAACUACAGAUGGUCUCGUUGAGACAACGACAUCUGAUUUGAAGAUUUCUAAUUCAUCCUACUCACUUUCUGGCGGAAAAAACGUUAGCAACGUGAAGGAUAACGAAGUUGAAAACGUCGCAACAACUACCACAGAAGCAACAACAACAAUUACCAUAGAAAUUAUGCCUGACGAAAUAAUGAGCGAAAUCGAAAAACCAAAGAUUACACCAAUCGUGAGGCCUACUGCCAACAACUCUACACUCAGACGCCAAGCAUUCAACAACAGAUUAAAACGAAAACGUCUCAAACAAAAAACUGCUAUAACAGAAGAUCCGUCGGACGAUUUGAUGAGGAAUUUCCUGGGAAUGGCCAAUUUGGUAUCAGCUUCACAAUUUAUAGAAAGGACUCAGAAACCGCAUACGACUCUCAAAAUGGAUAAUACGGAGUUUACGACGGACUUGGAAGAUUUUUUGACAACAGAGACACCGCCGGCAACCGUUGAUGGCGGAGUAAAAUCUACUUCGAGAUUUACGACUUCAACCACGCCUAGAAUUCUCGCACAGACAAGUAGUACAAGCACUACGGAACAAACAGCGAAAUUUGAAAUUCAGGAAAUAUUAAAUGAUAAAAUGACCAAAGAAAGACUAGCAAAAAUACUACGAGAGCGAAACAUGACUCUAAACGAGUUAGUUAAUCACAGAGAGCGGGGCUCAAGUCACGUGCACCUAGCCGACAUAUUCCACAACGCCUCCAAAGAACCCAACCCUCCUGAACCAUUCCUAACAAAAUCUUCUAUUGAGCCUAUAUCGAAGGAAACGUAUCCACUGCGCGCUAUCUUAGAAGCCAACACUUACGAAACAACAACUAGAUCCGUAUCGUCGCAGGCAGAACAAAAGAAUAUACUAAUUCCAGUGGUUAUGAACUUUGGGAAUAAUGUCAAUGAAAAUGGAGAAAGCAUGGGUAUCAUAUCGUUAUUUACCAAAAUGGCUGAAAAUGAAGUAACGAUAGAUAAAACUGAUAUAAAAAAGGAUUCAGACGGGACGCCGUAUGUAAGCUCGAUUAUAAGUGUGAAUGCCACGAACGGUAACGAUACAAAUAGGGAAAGCAGAACGAUGGGAGACAGUGAAGAUUGGAACGAACUACUGUCGUUUAUGAAGGCGCACAACAUUAGUACAUUUGAUGAGGACUUACAGGUCUUGGACAAAGGAAACACGGAAAAGGAAUCUCUAGAAAACUUGGAAGGAGACGGUCUGAUGAUCUUAGAAGACCUUCAGAACCUCGAAAACUUCCAAAAUGGCGUAGCAUCCGGUUCGGGAGAAAACGUAGAAAUAAGCAUACAGGAGAAAAGUGAGAAUUUAUCAGAAAAUCCAGGUAUUCUUAAUAAGUUACCCAACCAUACAAAGACAGUAGCUAUUGCUACAGCCAGUAUACUCGGUCUGGCGGCAAUACUCUUCUUAUUAACUUAUAUAACGUUUAAAUGGAAGCAGCAAAGAAAUAAGUUGAGAAAGAAGGAAAGCUUUUGCGAUGGACCGAUUCCUUCGCCAGUUUUUGAGAACAGAAAAGGUAAUAAAACUAAUUGCAGUAGCCGAAGUAUUAGUCCAAUGAUUUCAAAUACUAAUAUUUAUAUGAGCACUUUAGAGACUAAUAGCGGGAAGGAAUCGCCUGACUAUAUGUGGAACUCUCUGAGAAAACCAUUCCAGUAACGUUUUCUAAUAAGCAUAGACUGAAAUUGUAAGUUAUGUUUUAUAAUGAACCAUAAUCUUACAGAUGAUGCUUAAAAUAGUUUUAAAUUAAAUAGUGAGUGACCUGAUAUUAUUAGUAAGGGCUAUUGUAUAAUUCUUAAAAUUAAUUAAGAUUGGUGUUUUAAGUUAGAUUUGUACGUGCAUUUUUAUUUUUUAAGAAUUUAGAAUGUA
Molecule: messenger RNA, 3878 nt
Organism: Cydia strobilella
Lineage: Eukaryota; Metazoa; Arthropoda; Insecta; Lepidoptera; Tortricidae
Exons: 5
Coding region: 396-3668 (1090 amino acids)
Source: RefSeq, a predicted model, not a curated record